Onychostoma macrolepis is the source of this 862-nucleotide messenger RNA. It is a transcript of the gene dnph1, whose product is annotated as 2'-deoxynucleoside 5'-phosphate N-hydrolase 1. Bases 160 to 693 code for a protein of 177 amino acids. Gene Ontology annotation, biological process: deoxyribonucleoside monophosphate catabolic process. The transcript has 4 exons. The record is from RefSeq and is a predicted model, not a curated record. Gene Ontology annotation, cellular component: nucleus. NCBI's taxonomy places the organism in Eukaryota, Metazoa, Chordata, Actinopteri, Cypriniformes, Cyprinidae. Gene Ontology annotation, molecular function: 5-hydroxymethyl-dUMP N-hydrolase activity.
GGGAUACACUUCCGACCGCAAACGAACAUUGAAAUUAAUUUUCUACCUAUUAGAUUGUGUUUUAUUAACAUAUACACCUACCCCAACCCUAAACCUACCCCUUACAAUAAUGAAAAAAUAGUAAUUGUUGUACAGUGUGACAAAAGUUACGCUGUAUUGAUGUGCGCAUGCCCAGUAGCGCCAGACGUAUCCCUUAUAACCCGAAGAAAACCACACUUGUAUUGUUAUCAAAGAGGACGAAGACAUUUGUCAAGUAUGAACAUAUAUUUUUGUGGAAGCAUCCGCGGAGGGAGACAGGACGUGGAUAUUUACCAGAGAAUAGUGAAGAAGUUACAGCAGUAUGGCACGGUUUUGACUGAGCACGUGAGCUCUGGCAGUCUGUCUGAAAAGGGUGAAGAUGCGGGGUUGGAUGGAGAUAAAGCCAUUCAUGAUCGAGAUGUGGAGUGGCUGAUGAAGUCUGAUGUGAUAGUAGCUGAGGUGACACAGCCGUCUUUAGGGGUCGGUUAUGAGCUCGGCCGAGCAGUGGCACUCAACAAGAGGGUGCUCUGUCUCUUCAGACCUUCUUCUGGAAAAGUGCUGUCUGCCAUGAUCAGAGGAGCAUCCACAAACUUGCUCUUCCAAGUCCAGGACUACACCGAGGAUGAAGUCGAGAGUAUCUUGGAGAAAUAUUUUGAUAGUAUCGCCAAGAAAUGAUGAGCAAAUUUCAGCAAAUCAUAACAGAUAAGCGCAACUUCUAUAUGCUUCUCCUCUCAUUUUAGAAAGUCAGUAGGGCAGUCUUUCUUUGGUGUGUGCGUUUUUCUGAGAAAAUGCUAAUUAAUUGGUGUAUUGUGAUUUACAUGUGAAUAAAUCUGUUUCAGCUAAA